CGGAGACACUUUCGUCAGUAGGCGUUGACUCCUUGAAAAAUUUGAUUCGGGAGUGCAGAAUCCGAAUAUAAUUACGAAAGUCUUGAUUGUAAAGAAAGCAGGAAAUACUAAAACUUCAAAAUGGCACUAAGCGACGCGGAUGUACAGAAACAGAUCAAACAUAUGAUGGCCUUCAUUGAACAAGAGGCCAAUGAAAAAGCAGAAGAGAUCGAUGCAAAAGCAGAAGAAGAAUUCAAUAUUGAAAAAGGCCGUUUGGUUCAGCAACAGAGACUAAAGAUCAUGGAAUACUAUGAGAAGAAAGAAAAGCAAGUUGAGCUACAAAAGAAGAUUCAAUCAUCGAAUAUGCUAAACCAGGCUCGCCUAAAAGUCCUGAAAGUCAGAGAAGAUCAUGUACGAAAUGUACUUGAUGACGCUAGGAAGAAAUUAGGAGAAAUAACUAAAGAUCCUGCCCAUUAUAGAGAAAUUUUGAAGUUAUUAAUUAUACAAGGCCUAUAUCAUCUGACAGAAAGUCAUGUUACCGUUCGUGUGCGUCAAGUAGAUAUUUCGGUCGUAGAAUCGCUUAUUGAUACUGUCCAAGAUACUUACAAGCAGAAAUCAGGAAAAGAUGUAAUAAUUAAAAUUGAUCAAGAUAAUUUUCUCGCACCUGACAGUUGUGGUGGUGUUGAUUUAUAUGCGGCGAGAGGACGUAUAAAAGUGAGCAAUUCUCUGGAAUCACGAUUAGAAUUAAUAGCACAGCAACUGGUACCGGAAAUACGCGGUGCUCUCUUUGGAAGCAACCCCAAUCGCAAGUUCACCGAUUAAACAAAAUGCCUUCCUCAUUUUCUCUUUUCUCUUCUUUUCAUUCUGUUUUCCUUCCUAACAAAAACAUUCCCUUCUUUAGAAUGCUAAAAUGACUACAGAAUUCGUUGUGUAGAAUGUAGAGUUUGUUGUUGACAUUGUUGAAAAAAGAGAGAAAGUGAAAUUGUAAAUUAUAUAAAAAUAUUUGCGCGUGCGAGCGCGCGCAGGCACAUAUAUAUCUAUAUAAAUAUAAUAUACAUAUACCUAUAAAGU
This is a messenger RNA of Dufourea novaeangliae, 1050 nucleotides long. RefSeq names its product V-type proton ATPase subunit E (gene Vha26). The coding region runs from base 121 to 801 and encodes 226 amino acids. Gene Ontology annotation, cellular component: proton-transporting two-sector ATPase complex, catalytic domain. Gene Ontology annotation, biological process: proton transmembrane transport. The record is from RefSeq and is a predicted model, not a curated record. Gene Ontology annotation, molecular function: proton-transporting ATPase activity, rotational mechanism. NCBI's taxonomy places the organism in Eukaryota, Metazoa, Arthropoda, Insecta, Hymenoptera, Halictidae. The transcript is spliced from 5 exons.